Vanrija pseudolonga is the source of this 6090-nucleotide messenger RNA. RefSeq lists its product as uncharacterized. The coding region runs from base 1092 to 5723 and encodes 1543 amino acids. Gene Ontology annotation, molecular function: DNA binding. The record is from RefSeq and is a predicted model, not a curated record. Lineage: Eukaryota; Fungi; Basidiomycota; Tremellomycetes; Trichosporonales; Trichosporonaceae. The transcript is spliced from 2 exons.
CUCAACUCCAAGCUUCGUUCUCACUCACUCUCACUCCUCCCCCCUCCGCCCUCCGCCUCUCCUCCCCCCCUUCCUUCUCUCCUCUCCCCCUUCCCUCCGGCACGGCACUCACCUUCCUCCACCUACAAUCGCGCAUCGCUGGGACCACCCACCGCCCUCGCCAGGUUUCGGUUUCAGCGCCCCAUCUCGCCCGCCGCCUUGCUUUGCCGUGCACAGUCAUCCGUCCGCGUCCGACCGGCCAGACGACUACCCCUCCUCCCUCCCAACUCGCACGCCGCCGCCUCGCCGUCGUCGUCGUCGUCGUGUUGAUACGCCUCUUGUGCGCGAGGACCCGUCUACACAUUCUUUCGACGACGCCCCCCCGGCCCCCUUCCUUUGAGAGGCUGGCACGCUGCUAGUUACUGCACGCAGAGCAGCAACACCAUCUUCCCCGCACGCCGCCGCCGCGCCUGCACGCCAAAACUGCGACACCUGCGCCCCGCCGUCUUUGCUUUGCUUUGGUAGGCUUCGCACGACACGGCCCAUUCCUUCUUAUUUUCCACUUGCAGUACACAGCAACACGCAGCACAACACCAACCCCUCGCGCGCACCAAAACCAGCCCACCCACGCGUAUCCCGACAACGCUUCGUCCCUCCCUUGAUUGCACCAUUGAUUUGGUUGCAGUACAACCAGUGACGGACACGACAAAAGCCAGGGAGACGGACGACGCAGCCGGGCCGACGACGAGUGUGACACCUUUGCCCCCACCCCACCCACCCCACCGUCGCCGCGCAACCCGCAAACCCGCAAAAUCGCGCGCAACCCCUCUGACGCGUAAUUCACCUCGCUCCGAUCGGCCCGCCCUUUUUUCGCCACCACCACUGCAACAUCGUUUUCUCCUUUCCACUCUUCGCCACCGUUCAAGUGACUCUGCAUCGCAGACUCGCAAGCACGGCUUUCAGACACGCUACUGUCGACCAACCCGACACGGCAGUCGUUGCCGAGCCCUUCGAGGUGUGAGAGCACUCCCGUGCUGCUCGCUUCCACCGCAAGAAGGGUCUCGUCGAAGCACUAGCUCUCUUCGCCUUUCACUCACGGGCUGGCUCGUGGUAUGGCUCGCUCUGCGAGGCACGCCGCGACCACCAACUCGACAACCACCACUCCCACCACGCCAGCCGCAACCUCUACCCACACGGCGUCUGCUCCGACUGGGGCCGCCCCCGUCGCCGCCGCCGCGGGCGCAAGCGGCACGGCGUCGUCCUCAUCGUCGACUCCUGUCGCCGGGCCAUCGCGGCCAGUCCGUCAGUCGGCUCGCACGUCGCGUCGCCACCAGGCUGCGGAACCCACCCCACCCCCUACCUCGGCAGCGUCCCCAGCCUCAACGCCAGGAGGCGCCGCUGAUCCUCAUUCCCUUCACUCGACUCGCGGGUCCCUAUCAAAGAACCAUGUCGAGCCAAAGGCGCACGGCCUUCGCAAGUCUAUAAAUGCAAAGGAACGACAACAAUGCCCCUUCCCCUCCGAGUACGGCGGGCGCGACGGGUGCGGCAUUGUCGACGAGGAUGAAGCAGACGAGGUGCUCAUGGCGAUCUGCGGUGCAUGCGCGGUAAUGGGAAACGUCGCCCUCUCACCCGACGAACUCGCAGCCGUUGCCUUUGAACACGGAUGGAUCCGCCCUCCAUCGGUUGCCGUCUCACCGGCAACCAUGAUCGCGAACGCCAUCCGGAUGCACCAGUCACGAUGUCAGAAAGCGACACCACCACGAACACCCGUCCUGUCAAAAUACCAACUAGCGGGAUCCAUUGCCGAAGCAGUGCUUCAACCGGCAUUGCAUCCUGCCGCCUUCGAUGGACCUACGAGGCCCAAGGGGCCUGUGUGGUACCUAUCACCUGAUGUGGGGCGGUCCAAGUGGCGUAACCCUUUCACAGGUCUUGUUGUCCCCAAAGCUCCGGUUCGCAAGCCAGCCCAGCCAAAGCCAAAGCAAGCCAAGCCGGCUCCGACAAAGAAAGAGGAUGCGCCAAAGGCGACCGCGGCGUCGAGGAGGAAAGACAAGUCGACCACCCCUGAGGUAUCAAGUGCCAGCUCGACUCCAGCUCCUUCAGCCCUGCCGAGAAUCAAGCUUCGUGUCUCCGCAUCGGCCGCCGAACAUGCCGCGGCGAUUGAAGCCGAGGACGCCGAAGCCGAGGUUGCGCCCAAGACUUCGCGUGCGUCGUCGGUCAGUUUCAUGCCUGAAUCGCCAUCGUCGACACCUGCGCCCUUCACACCCAAGCCGAACGCCACCCGCCGCCGACGUCGCGACAACGUGUUUGACUCUUCAGACUCGGAAUCGUCCGAGUCGGAAGCUGAACACGAACACACUGGCCACCGACGCGCACCGCGCCGCGUCAUUUUGCCGCCCAUGGCUGUCAGUGCGGGAUCGCGUUUCCCUCAGAUCCCCUCGCGCCCCGUUCACUCCACUUUUGGUGAACUCUUCUUCUCGCCCGUCCAGGCCGGACCCCUCCCCUUGCCCGCAGUUCAGCAAUCGCCAUUCCCUUGCCACUCGCUCGACAACACAAUAUGGGGCGCGAGGCGAAGCGUCGAGCUGGAACAGAUUGCCUUUGAGGCCUCGUCUAGCUCAAGCUCAGACGAUGAGAUGGGCAACACCGACUGGGGCACUGGCUCCGGAUUGCUUGUCAAGGCGGGCGAUGAAGCCAUGUCGGCAUCGUGGGUGCCUGAAGAGGACGCAAAGGUGAACGCUGCGACCGUCGCCAUGCGCGAGCUGUUCCCGUACAGCCCCGAGAACCCAACGGCCAGAGCCGAGCCCCAAUUCAACCAGCUCGACAACCGCCCUCCGCCAUCGGACACCUCGAGCGUCACAGAUGCCUCUUCAACUGCGACUGCUACCGCCGUUUUCCAGGGCAAACUCAGGUCAGCGGCUUGCCCGACGGCCUUGCCUGCGUGGUCACUGUCCAGUCCAGUGUCUUCUCCAAGCCUAGCCGGCAGACAACUUCCGCUUUAUGUUGAGACUAGCCCGACGCAGUACCUCUCCAGAGUGACGCGCGAACUGGACUCGAGAAGCAUGGAAAUGGACGUGGACGUGACAGUUGACACGGUCGACGAGUCAUGGCUUGACGAAUCGGGUCAACUCCCUGUCUACGCCGAGGACGUCAUCUCGGAUGUCGAAAUCGAAGUGGGCUCGACGCUUGGCGAGGUCACGACUCCUGAGCGCGACCGCCAGCUCCAGACGGCAGAGUGGGCCCGUGAAACGGCAGAUGCAGCUUCGGCUCUCAACAUCAAGCAAGAGCCCGAAGACUACUACCCAUCCCCAGCGGCCACGACAUCAACAGAUAUGGACGACUCGGUCCUCAUCUUUGACGGCUCGCGCGAGUCGACUGUAUCGUCACAGUCGCCGUCGUCCGGGUCUUCCGAGCUUCCUGACCUGGAGGAGGACUGUACGCAAGAGUUCCUGCUCGGCCCUGAGAGUCUCACUCUCGACGAGCUCGACGACUGGCUGCCUAACGACAAGGCUGAACGUACGCCGCACCGCGGCCGAGGCCGAGGCAGGCCUCCACGCACCGAGAGCACGCACACGAGGAGCAGUGGAAGCUGGGGCGGCAUUGGUGUUAACAACCCCUUUGUGCCGCCGAUCGCCAGCUUCGCUUCUGUCUCGACGACCAAGGCUACGCCCCCGCCGCUCGUUCGCAAGCGAAGCCUCCGGUCCAGUGCCCGCCGCAACCGCUCCGCUGUUCGCAAGACCGAGUCGACACGCAACACCCCGGUCCUUGCUGCGGCCGACAUCAUGAUGACUGAGCCUGCCGCCCCCGACACUGUCGAGGUUCAGGUUGACACCGAGCCCGAGUGCGAGGAGGACGCCAUUGGUCCUGACGAGCUGGAGAACGCCCGUGUUGAGGCCGAGGCUCGCGAGGAGCAGCACCGCGCUAAGAGGAGGGCAGAGGCCGAGGAGAACCGCCGUCGCUGGAACGCCUGCCGCAAGGCCUUUGCCGACGCGACUGCGUCGUCUGGCAGUGCAUCGCCGACGCUGCUCAACAGUGGCGCCGACUCUGGCGACGCAACCCCGGUGUCCUGGCCAGAGUUGACUGCCAACUGGUCGUCCUCUGACAGCAUCCCCGAGCUUGCAACAUUGACCACUCUAUCGCCCAUGGCUUUGCAAAUGACGGCGAUCGACCCUUGCGAUACUUCUUCGCUCAUGGCCCUCGACCCGAAGUCACUGCACUCGCCCUCCAUGUCGGCAGAGCUUGUGAUGCUCGAGUCGGUUUUAGCCCAGGUUGACAUUGCCCCGGUGGUUGCUACGGCACCGCCGCCAGCGACUCAGCCUGCCCCUCCUCAGCCAGUCGCUGUCUCACCUCAGCUCCCGAAGCUGGCCCCGCCGCCGCCCUCUGCACCUGUUGCUGUCUUGCCAACACCUACGCCUGUCGCCGCCCCUGUGCCGGCGCCGUCGAUGCCUGCUCCGGCGCCUUCGCUGCCUGCAAUUGCCCCGGCACCAGCGCCGGCCCCGACCUCGAUUGCACCAAAGCAGACUCCGCCGGCUCCUCCGAAGCAAGCGCCAGCGCAACCAAGGCAGUCACCAGUCAAGGCGCCCAAGCCGAUCGCGGCUGCGCCUGCUCCGAUCGCCCCGGCUCCUCCUGCCACAGUACCGACUGCGGGCGUGCCCGUCCAGGCCAAGUCCUUGCCAACGACCCCUGUGGUGAACAACGUGCCAGUGACGACAAGUGCUCCUAACAGCGCACCUACAACCGCCGCGCCAACACGCACGGCUUCGCCCGUUGCCAGAACAUCGACCGCGUCUCCAGCCACGUCGGUUGCCUCCAGUGGCUCUGGAGCUGCACCGACUCCAGCGACGCGACCUGCGACUCCCUCCGGCGGCACCACGAAGCGACUGCUCCCGGGGAUUGACGCCUGUGUGAUCGACAACCUGCCGUGCUACUCGCAUGUGUUUGAGAUCACCAAGGGUGGUCGAUGCACAGUGCUCCGUCGUCUCGACACCGACUUUGUCAACGGCACGGCGCUACUCACCGCCCUUGGUGUGCCGCCUGCGCAGCAGGCCGAGGCACUGUCUGCGCCAUCGCCGACGCUAGCCUCGCAUCGCACUGUGCCAUUGAUCUCGCCGCAGGGCAUGCACCACGCGCCUGGUGUGCCAGGUGUGUGGAUUCCGCUCAUCGAGGCCCGCGACCUCGCCCGCAAGUUUAACCUUCAAGAGACUCGACUCUUGGCCAACAUCCUGCGCGAGGAUCUCUUCCAGCUCUUCAAGGAGCUCGCUGGUAUCUCGCUUCGCCACACCUCGUCUACAGAGAGCUUUGGCAUGCCCUUCGUGACUCAGCCCCACCCUCGACCUGGCGCUCGCCCAGCCCAGCCCGGUGCCAACGUACCGGCUCAUAUGCGCCAGGCGCCGGCACCUGGUCCCAGCAAGGGACCCCUCGUGCGUGCUGCGCCGGCUGCGGUCCCCGACGGCGCGCCUCAGCCCAAGCGCCGCAAGUCGAGCGUCGUCGGAGGUGCCACUGGCCCGCAGGUUGUUAGGGCCGCCGCUGCCGCUGCUGGACCACCACCUCCCCGCCCUCCAGCAGUCGCGCCCAGCCCCGCCCUUCAGGCAAGGCCUCCGCUCGCCGCGGCUCCGACGCCUGUGAAGGCUCUUGCCCCGGCACCUGUGCCCGCCAAGGCCCCUCCGACUCAGGCAGUCUCGGCGGCACCAGUUAUCCCUCCUGUCCCAGCCCAACCCCGCCGCACCCGCGCGAGCGUUGGCGCCAAGUAACCCACCUUCCUUUACCACCACUCCGAACUCAGCCCACGCGGACAAUGCACGCGACGGCUCCACGACACAUACGACGAAGAAACGCUCCCCGACAGUUUUUCAGGGGACAGCAAAAUAGAUGCGAGCUGUGGAAAAAGGGCCGGGGGAGCGGUCGACUUCGACCCACGCUACCCGAAAGCAAAAAGCUAUAUAGUGACCAAAGAAGUCAAAAAGCAGAAGAAAAGGAAGCAAAAGAAGGAGAAGAAAUCCAAAGAGGAUGAGGAAAGGCUGUGGAUAUAGAACACCCCCCACCCCGCUCUCUGCGCCGUGAAUCGUGUCUAUGCAGCUGUGUUGUAUUUUUCCCCAUGCAAAAAAGUGUGAUUGGGAA